This is a messenger RNA of Enhydra lutris kenyoni (northern sea otter), 973 nucleotides long. Its product is annotated as insulin like growth factor binding protein 6. Lineage: Eukaryota; Metazoa; Chordata; Mammalia; Carnivora; Mustelidae. Gene Ontology annotation, cellular component: extracellular region. The coding region runs from base 37 to 750 and encodes 237 amino acids. Gene Ontology annotation, biological process: regulation of insulin-like growth factor receptor signaling pathway. Gene Ontology annotation, molecular function: insulin-like growth factor II binding; fibronectin binding; insulin-like growth factor I binding. The record is from RefSeq and is a predicted model, not a curated record. The transcript has 4 exons.
GCUCUGGGAGGAGUGGACCGGGCAAAAAUCCUGACCAUGACCCCCCACAGGCUGCUGCUGCCCCUGCUGCUGCUAACUGUGCUGUUCGCUGCCCGCUCAGGAGCCGCCUUGGCACGGUGCCCAGGCUGCGGGCAGGGGGUGCAGGCGGGCUGUCCGGGGACUUGCGUGGAGGAGGAGGAUGGGGGGCCGCCGGCGGAGGCCUGUACGGAAGCUGGGGGCUGUCUCAGGAGGGAGGGGCAGCAGUGCGGGGUCUACACCCCCAACUGCGUCCCAGGACUGCAGUGCCACCCGCCCGAGGAAGAGGAGGCGCCUUUGCGGGCGCUGCUGCUGGGCCGCGGCCGCUGCCGCCGGGCGCGCGGGCCCCAGGGAGAGAAUCCUAAGGAGAGCAAACCCCAAGCAGGGACCACUCGUCCCCAGGACGUGAACCGCAGAGACCAACAAAGGAAUCCAGGGGCCUCUACCACUGCGGGCCGGCCCAGUCCUGGGGGUGUCCAAGACACCGAGAUGGGCCCGUGCCGCAGACAUCUGGACUCAGUGCUCCAGCAACUACAGACUGAGGUGUACCGAGGGGCUCACACCCUCUACGUGCCUAACUGUGACCAUCGGGGCUUCUACCGGAAGCGGCAGUGCCGCUCCUCCCAGGGCCAGCGCCGAGGUCCCUGCUGGUGUGUGGAUCGGAUGGGCCAGCCCCUGCAGGGGUCCCCGGAUGGCAAUGGAAGCUCCUCUUGCCCCCCUGGGAGCAGCGGCUAAUGCUGGAGGGGUGGGGUGGGGAGAUGCAGCAGGGCCCCUGGAAGGAGCAUGGGGCUGCCAUCUUGGGUCAUUUGUUGCGUGAUAAGUAACUCAGGAGCCCUGAGCCCCAUACUCCACCUUCAGGCCCUACCCCCACUGUCCCCCCUCACCCCUAGACCCCACACACGGGAAGAUUGUUAGAGUGGGCUUUGGGUGUGAAUAAAGCUGUGUUGGGGGUCUCUGG